GACGGCGGGGAGAGCGGGGAGGGGACGGCGAGGAGAGCGGGGAGGAGGUGAGCGGAGCGGCGGAUCGCUUCGAAGCGGAGGAAGAAGGGAUCGGUGGAGUCGAAGGCAGAGGGGUUGAAGUCGGCGAGGCGGAAGUCGAGGGGGCGGAGGCGGGGGAAGGCGGCGACGUGGCGGGACUCGGCGGAGGAGAUGGUGGGUUGGCAGCCCGGUCGGAGAGGGCGAUUGUGAGGCCGCAGAAGGGGGCGAGGCGGCAUCGGUGCCUCGUUUGUGAUCUUCUCUCUCCACAUCCCCGUCGGUGACCUCGGCGUCCGCAAGGGCUCGGGAUCAUGAUCUUAUCUCUCCCCCGCCGGAUGUGCAUCCCCGUCGGUGACCUCGGCAUCCGCAAGGGCUGGGGAAGGAUUCGAAAGAAAAAAAAAAUAGCGGCGCGCUGGGAGUCAUGUGGACUCUCCUUAAAUAUUUUAUAGAGAGAAAAAGCUUCCAUCAUAACAUUGGGUGUGACCUGGAAAAAAUGGGUGGAGCGUCUGAUGGCAUAGAAUCAAGGAAGAUGGUAUUUGUGACCGUGGGAACCACAUGCUUUGAUGCUCUCAUCAAGGCAGUAGACUCUCAGCAUGUCAAAGAAGAGUUGUCGAGAAAGGGAUACACUGAUCUCCUCAUUCAAAUGGGCCGUGGAACAUAUGUACCCUCCAAGUUUUCAGGAGAAGACGGAUCUCUUGCUGUGGAUUAUUUCACUUUCUCACCAAGCAUUGCUGACUACCUUAGAUCAGCAUCUCUUAUCAUCAGCCAUGCAGGGUCCGGGAGCAUAUUUGAGACACUGCGGUUGGGUAAGCCUCUAAUUGUGGUUGUCAAUGAGGACUUGAUGGACAACCACCAAAUCGAACUUGCAGAGGAACUAGCAGAUAGGAAGCACCUGUUCUGUGCCCGCCCGCAGACGCUCCAUCAGACCAUCGAAGUCAUGGAUCUAAAGUCCCUUAUUCCUUACCCACCAGGAGAUGCUGUGCCAGUUGCUAAGCUAAUCGACAAUUUUCUUGGAUUCCCAGCUGAUUGAAUUGUCUAUCAAAUUGGGAUUGUUAGUCUUGUGGGCAGUCAAAUUUUGAACCCUACUACAUGUAAUCCAUCCAAAAAGCUUCUUGGUCACUCUCAAGAAUUGGGAAAGAUAUAAUAUUUCAUAGAGGGCCAAAUUAUCGA
Elaeis guineensis (African oil palm) is the source of this 1185-nucleotide messenger RNA. RefSeq lists its product as uncharacterized. Gene Ontology annotation, biological process: dolichol-linked oligosaccharide biosynthetic process. Gene Ontology annotation, molecular function: hexosyltransferase activity. NCBI's taxonomy places the organism in Eukaryota, Viridiplantae, Streptophyta, Magnoliopsida, Arecales, Arecaceae. Gene Ontology annotation, cellular component: UDP-N-acetylglucosamine transferase complex. The record is from RefSeq and is a predicted model, not a curated record.